UCAGAAUACUAUGAUGCCACCAGGGCUUUCCUGCUCCUGGCCCUGAUCGACGGGUUUCUCUCCUUCUUCGCUCUCAUCGCUUCGUUCUUCCGCUCCCACCUCGGGCCCGUGUCCCUGAGCCUGGUCUCUGCCAUGGGCAGCUUCAGCGCAGGGCUCUGUGCCAUGAUCGCGCUGGCCAUGUUCACAGGGGAAAUAGCUAAGAUCAUAAAUGGCGUCCCAGUCAAGCUCCACUUCGGCUGGUCCUUCGGCCUCGGCUGGGCCUCCUUCCCCCUCUUCCUCAUCACUGGCGCGGUGAUGAUGUUCGCCCGGAAACCUCCCCCGAGCUGAGCCUGGGGCCGCGCUGCCCGGGGGGGCCGGAUGCAGCCUGCAGCCUCACGGGGCCGAUUCCCUCAAGAGCCCUGACAGGGGACGGGGGGGGGGUCUGUGUAGCCCUGGCCUCUCUCUACCCUGGGAGUCCCCCCUCCAGCUCCCCCCACACACAUUCCAGCCCCGUCCUUUGGCGUCCAACCAACAUUCUCUGUUCUGACAUUAAACGGGUCCGUCCCCAAAGCAUCA
Molecule: messenger RNA, 555 nt
Organism: Mauremys reevesii (Reeves's turtle)
Lineage: Eukaryota; Metazoa; Chordata; Testudines; Geoemydidae
Product: protein NKG7-like
Exons: 3
Cellular component (GO): plasma membrane
Source: RefSeq, a predicted model, not a curated record